This is a messenger RNA of Anarrhichthys ocellatus (wolf-eel), 1507 nucleotides long. RefSeq names its product methyltransferase 18, RPL3 N3-histidine (gene mettl18). Gene Ontology annotation, biological process: peptidyl-histidine methylation, to form tele-methylhistidine. NCBI's taxonomy places the organism in Eukaryota, Metazoa, Chordata, Actinopteri, Perciformes, Anarhichadidae. The record is from RefSeq and is a predicted model, not a curated record. The coding region runs from base 277 to 1344 and encodes 355 amino acids. The transcript is spliced from 2 exons. Gene Ontology annotation, cellular component: nucleus. Gene Ontology annotation, molecular function: protein-L-histidine N-tele-methyltransferase activity.
CAUUACGACAUUUCAGACAGAUAGAUACGACAUAAUAGUACCUGUAUAUACCUGAAUGUCCUAUGUUGUAUGCUUCUGAAACGGUCACUUUAAAUUAUUAGAAAGGUGACACGCUGCGUGUCGUUUACUAUAAUUCUCAGAAUGCUGGGACUUGUAGUUCUCACAUGUAGAGCUAGAGCUACACUCGACCCACUCGCUCGCCAUGUGGAACCCACAGUAAGCGGGGACACAAACCUUCCAACCUCAAGCUAACGGUGUGCUGGGUUGUCAGUCAUCAUGUCAUUUUGUUUUAACUUCGACGUCCCGGCACAAUCAACAAGCCCGGACGACGUGGAUGGAAAUGAACUGCCAAAUGGAAAGAAAGAUAAUACCGCUAAAUAUAUGGAGGAUGAUGCCAAACCAGCAGAGCUAGUAAAAGAGGCCAAAGAGCACCUUCCACUCUCUGACCCACAGCUCCUCAGGGAUGCUGUCGCUGAAACGGUUACCAUAGGAACUCUCCCCCUUCUUCACUUCCUCAAUGAGACCAUUUUUGAAAAGACGGCCUCGGAGCGAGAGGACGAGGAGGAGAUUCUCUCUCGCACCGUGGAGCAGAAGUCCGACCUCAUCUCCGGCGUGUACGAGGGCGGGCUGAAGGUGUGGGAGUGCACUUACGACCUUCUGGAGCUGCUGGAGAAAGACGGAGAGACCUUCGGGGGGAAGGCUGUUUUGGAUUUGGGCUGCGGUGCCGGCCUGUUGGGGAUAUUGGCUCUGCAUAGAGGAGCCAGGCAGAUCCACUUCCAAGAUUAUAACAGUACAGUUAUUGAGCAGCUCACAGUGCCAAAUGUAAUACUAAACUGCCAAGAGGAGGAGGAGGAUGAAGUAGACAGUGAAGAUGACAAAGAAGGGCGGGGCACGGGGAAAGUACAGGAGGAAGACGGUUGUAAAAAGAAGGGGAAACGAGAGGUAAAAGACGGCAGCCCACCACCUAAGAAAAGAGCCGCAGACCUAUCCCAGCACCAUUCACUAGCUAAGUGUCGGUUCUUCUCCGGUGACUGGAGCACGUUUCUUGCUUUGGUUAAGAAGGAGGACCCACAACCCAAAUAUGACAUUAUAUUCACUUCAGAGACUAUCUACAACACGGCAUACUACCUAGCGCUACACGAGACCCUCCACAGACUGCUUGCCCCAGAUGGGCUCGUCUACCUCGCCACCAAAUCCCACUACUUCGGUGUCGGUGGUGGACUGCACCUGUUUGAGACGUUUGUGGAGCAGAGGGGUGUUUUCUCUUUGGAUCACCUUUGGGACGGUGAAGAAGGACUUCAGAGACACGUAGUCGUCCUUCGUUUUAGAAUGGCAAAGAAGUGAAGCAGCUGGGUUUGAUACGCAGCUUCGUUCAUGUAAUAACUUGCGCUCUGCACAGUUAAACACAAUAAAAAUAUCGGGAUUUUUUUCUAUGUGCUUGCAAGUUGUAUGUAAGAGCAACUGUGGUAAAAUAAGGAAGAGCUGUAAUAAAAUAUGCUGUCUCAUC